Molecule: messenger RNA, 1783 nt
Organism: Anolis carolinensis (green anole)
Lineage: Eukaryota; Metazoa; Chordata; Lepidosauria; Squamata; Anolidae
Gene: capzb
Product: capping actin protein of muscle Z-line subunit beta
Exons: 10
Coding region: 177-1013 (278 amino acids)
Biological process (GO): regulation of lamellipodium assembly; actin cytoskeleton organization; negative regulation of filopodium assembly
Cellular component (GO): cytoplasm; F-actin capping protein complex
Molecular function (GO): actin filament binding
Source: RefSeq, a predicted model, not a curated record
UGUGACCCGGAUGUGGAACUCCUAGGCAACGGCGGAAGUGGCCUGAGGAGGAGCAGGAGGCGGCGGACGAGGACGGAGGAGGAGGAGGAGGAGGAGGAGCUCGGACAGGCCCCCCAGGGACGCAGCGCCCCACUCCCCCGCCCGACCGCCCGCCCGCCCGCCCGCCCGCCGGCACCAUGAGUGACCAGCAGCUGGAUUGUGCCUUGGAUUUGAUGAGGCGUCUGCCUCCCCAACAGAUUGAGAAAAACCUCAGUGACCUGAUUGAUUUGGUGCCCAGCCUCUGCGAAGACCUCCUGUCCUCCGUCGACCAGCCCUUGAAGAUCGCCCGCGACAAAGUGGUCGGGAAGGACUACCUGCUCUGCGACUACAACAGAGAUGGAGACUCGUACAGAUCCCCGUGGAGCAACAAAUACGACCCACCCCUGGAAGACGGCGCCAUGCCCUCGGCCCGCCUGCGGAAGCUGGAGGUGGAAGCGAACAACGCCUUCGACCAAUACAGAGACUUGUAUUUCGAAGGAGGCGUCUCGUCCGUCUACCUCUGGGACUUGGAUCACGGAUUUGCCGGCGUGAUUCUCAUUAAGAAAGCUGGCGACGGAUCAAAGAAGAUCAAGGGGUGCUGGGACUCCAUCCACGUGGUGGAAGUGCAGGAGAAGUCCAGCGGCCGCACAGCGCAUUACAAGCUGACCUCCACGGUGAUGCUGUGGCUGCAGACAAACAAAACCGGCUCCGGCACCAUGAACCUCGGCGGCAGCCUCACCAGACAGAUGGAGAAAGACGAGACGGUGAGCGACUCUUCCCCACACAUAGCCAACAUCGGGCGUUUGGUAGAGGACAUGGAGAAUAAAAUCAGGAGUACGCUGAACGAGAUCUAUUUCGGGAAAACGAAGGACAUCGUCAAUGGGCUGAGAUCUAUUGACGCUCUCCCCGACAACCAAAAGUAUAAGCAGUUGCAGCGGGAGCUCUCCCAGGUCCUGACCCAGCGCCAGAUGUACAUCCAGACCGAUGAUAACUAAGGGCCACCCCAGGACCGUGCAGACCCUUGCGGACAAAUCGAAGCAGGAAGCGCUGAAGAACGACCUGGUGGAGGCUCUGAAGAGGAAGCAGCAAAGUUAGGACGAGGAGGGAAAGGCAGACGAGACCUGGGUCGGCGCUCACAAAAACCAUGCCAUGUGGUUCAUUAUAGAUUUCCUCUCUUUCUCUUUCUCUCUUUUUCGUUUGUUUCAUCCCUUAGACGACAUUUGUUUUCCUCCCUUUUCCUUGCCAUCUGCCUGCCACCGACGUGUUAUUUUUUUUUCUUUGUCCUCCGUCAUACGGUAUUUCUUCCAAAUCACGACCGACAAAUAAAGCUGUAUAAACUUUUUGCUUUUCCCUUUUCCCUCCGUCCCUUUUUCGCCUUGAAAGGUUUUAUUUCCAAUCCCUUUUAUUUACUCUGCGCUCUUUUUGCCUCUUUUUUGGUGUAAAAAAAAAAAAACGCCUGUAAAAUGGGACAAAAUAAUAACAACUUCCUCUAUUCAAACCCGACACUCGGCUUGCUUCCGAACCAGAAUGCUUUCUUUGUAUUUUCUAUGGAAUGCAAAAGAAUUGGUUAUUAUUAUUAUUAUUUUAAUUUUGAUUUUUUUUCUCCCUUCUUUUCCCAUUUGGUUGGUUGGUUGUUCUUUUUUCUUUCUUUUUGAGAAAAAAAAUAUAUAUAUUCUGUAACGCUUCGAUUGGAAUCUCCAUCUUAUCCUUGAGCCUCCGUAACUUCAAAAAGGACAAAAAAAGGAAAUAAAUCACAAAAAACAGA